AUAAAAGAGGUAAUUGAAGGAAUUGAUUGGCCUGGUUGUAUUAAUCACCCCAUACCGCUGAACUGAGUAAUCGUGAUUCAGAAAUCCCUUGCGAAAUCGACGUCUCCGAGAACUUUUAGGAGAUUAUAUGCCUCAUUCCAGAAGGUGCUGUUUCAAUUGCGCCCCCACAAAGGGUUUGAUUUAUCUACAAUUUAUUGAUCUGAAAGUCAAAACGUAUGCUGUUUACUUCUGAAGUUUGUGAAGCCAGCGUGGCUUGGUUAGCAAGUCGGAUGGAAAUUCUGUAACGAUCGGACUCCGAACUGGACAGGUGAAUCCCUCUUAAAUAAAAAAAAAUCGUCCUUACUCUCACCUUGCUCGAUUAAACGCUUACCAUUCAAAUGACGCGCAAUUUAUUCCAUCAUCCUCUUUCAAACGCAGUCAGUCAAAGAUGACACGCCAAUAUCAAUGAUGCCAGUGACGUCACGACUUCAUUCAUUGUGAACUUUUCUUUUUUUUGUAGUUACUUGGAUAAUUGGAUGAGAUCAUUGAUACAAUUUGAAACGCUAUCUCCACUUGCUUACCUUUCGGGCGUGCGUUGUGAUUAUCUUAACGCGACUGACCGGGUAUGUCAUCCAAUAUGUGCCAAUUGGGAGUUAAAUGAAUGUUUGUCUCUUUAGAGUGCCAGUAAGAAAUAAACAGAAAAUUGAGUCUGCAGGAUGUUAUUGACGAUACAGUACACGAAUGUUUCUUCAUAUUUCGACAUCCAUAGUUAAUUUUCCUCUUUACUUUCAUCAUUCAUCAAACGGUAAAUUAGUGCACCUGCUUGCUGCUAAAUGUGGAAACUGACAAAGUUCUGAACGAGUUCUUAUCUAACUACAUCUAGAGGUUCAGUUCACGGUUAGAUCACCCAUCAUCUGGCUUUACGCCAUGUUGUUGCUCCUUCUCGUUCUCCUGUGCGGGGCGGGGAGCAUUUCUCGCGUCAGUUCUCUCGCGGACGGCGAGACCUGCGAGCUGACACACGGCGAGACUACCGUGGAUGUCGAAGUGGUGGACGACAUCCAACAGCGAACUCUUCGAUGUCGGAAACGAGUUCAAGUCAAUCAAUGUGAGGGUAAAUGCAUAUCACAGGUGUCCCCUACGGUGCUACAACAUGGAUUCGAUAAGAAAUGCCACUGCUGCAGAGAACAUGGGAUGGUACACAAGAAGGUUGUCUUGACAAACUGCCACGACGCCCUAGGAGUCAGAGCCCCAGAUUUUACUCAUCAAGUAACGCUAAAACAACCCCAGGCUUGUCGUUGUCAGAUCUGUACAUUCUGAGAUUUGAGCAUUUUAUUUUCUUUUUACCACUAACUUUAAAUUCCAAAAUAAAGAUUAUGACAAUAAGAUUAUCUAUUAGUUUUUUUUUGUAAUGUAGACGUGCUCUCGUGUUUGUUGACUAAUCUAUCAUCGGUUACAUGAUUAUACAGAUUAUUACUUCAUUUGAAAAUCUGUAAUUUUGUAAUGCAUUUAAUUGCAGACGUAAACAUACCAUCAUUCAUUAGCACUUUCUUCUAAUGAUUUGAUAUUAUCUGCUUUGUUAUAUUAAAAAAAACAAUUUAACCUUAUUCAUGUGUCAAUAAUUUGUUGUCAUGUUCAGUCAUUAUGCAAAAUGAGGCAUUCAUCUUAAUCUGGAAUAGGUAAAGAUAUGGCAUAGAACAAGCCAAAACUGAACCGGAAACACAACAAUGACAACAGGUCGGAGUUAAUCAUUUCGUUACGUACUUCAAUUUAAAAAAAAAGAAGCAAUAAAGUAAACAACAAUGUCGUACUCUGAAGGCUAUCCUCAUUACAUUUGAGCUUUUUUCUUUCUUUUUAAAAACAGGUGAAAGCAUAUUUACCAAGAAUGCUCCAUUUCUAUUUAUUUGAAAAUAGGAAAAAUAGCACUGUUGAUUACACAACUUGCUCAAGGGCAUAGGUGCCGUGCCGGGGAUCGAACCCCUGAUUUAAGUGUGUCUAGACAGGUACCUUAGACCACUCGGCCAAGGCAUGUCCGCUGAGCUAUCUGUGCCUUUAAACGAUUAUCUAGGUUUAUGCAUUCAGGCAUUCAAAACUACACGGUUUUCAUUAUCCCUUUUUUAUAAAAAUAAAAGUGGUCCAAGAAUUAAGCCCUGAGGUACCCCUAAUUUGGCGGUUUAAUGAAACUUGGGUUUGAAUCUUUCAAGUUCUCUGUUAACCUUUUAAACAAGAAAUGAGUUCAAGUAAUUGAUUACUUUGUUUAAUACGGUAAGGGAUUAGAUAUCAAUCAUUUUCUAGAAUACUUAAUCAAGAUUUCUAUAACGUCAUGCAAGAUUAAAUUUCAUGAAUAAUAUGAUUAUGAAUAUAGAAUUUAAGGUGAAAUUACUACUGUGCUGUUAAUUUUCCGGCCGAAAUGGUUCUUGAAAAUAUGUGUUUCCACAUUUUUUUUCUUCUAAUUUCGAGGUCACAUCUUUUGGAAAGUAAACCCUUAAGCAACGACAAUGACAAGGUCAUGUUGCUUGAAUUUUUCGUUCCAUCAUCUUGAUUAAACGUAACAAUGUGUGUAUUAUGCUUACUGAACGAAAAGUUUAUGAAAGGAGGAUAGGGUUUUAAACGCUUUACAAGUGAAUUUAACUAUUUCCAUAACAAAUUUUCCGAAUGGAGUCUCAUGUCGACGUGUUAAACCUGCAUGAAUCCUUUAUCGAUUUUUUUAUUUUUUAAAAGUUGACACCCUAAAAAAAAAAAAUUUUGAAGUUAAUUGAAAAAAGGUGAUAUCAUGAUGACAUAUAAUAUUUUUCAAGGUUUACUUCACGUUUGAUAUAUUUCUUCGUUUUGACAAAAUUAGUUUCCCUUUUAUCAAAGUGUGUGAUCUCUUCAAGUAAAAUGGAAUCUAAAAUAACGUUUUUUUUUAAUAUCUAGAUCAAGCAAAAAAUCUUAUUUUUUUCCAUAAAAACGGAUGGAAACCUAUAAGGUUGCCGAUUUACUUCGCCCAAUAGAGUGAUAUAUAGACAAUAGUGUAUGUCGACGUGGGGCCGCAGAACGAUUAUGAAGGGGGUGGCUGAACUUAUUUUAAGGAGAUAGAUGAAGAUGAACCCCCCCCCCCCCCCUCUUCCCCGGUUCCGCGGCGCCACCUAUAUGGGACAUUCCUGAAAUUAGUUGUCUCUGUUUUUAUUUAUAUAAAGUUUGUUAUGCUACGAAUAAUCAUGACUUAAGAAGUUUAAAGGGGGAAUGAAUUGUGUGUGGUCUCUCAUUGACUGUGUGUUAUAAAUACAUAGUCUUAAAAUAUACGUUUUCAGAUAUCUACUAUGUACUACAGAGAAUAAAUUGACCUAUAAUUGUAUUUGUAUAGAGAAAUUAAAAUGUAUUGACAGGAAAAGUAAUCGUUUUGCUACUUGGUAACAUUAUCAUUGCGGUAUAAAUGUAUUGAGUAGUUAAUAAACAUGUCAUCAUUCAAGUGGGUCUAUAUUACUAGACUACACCAGAAUUAUGGGUCAGGAAACUGGCCAGGUAUGAGAAGUUGAGGACUCGAAAUAGCGCUAUUGGUUCGUAUCUGCUUUAAAAUGACGUAUUAUGGAGAAAAUGGGGGUCAGACUUACCAAAGGAAUUAUUAUAAAAUUACCCCCAUGCACAUAGCAAAUAACUAUAUAUAUUAAAAUUAUUGUAUUAAUUGUAGCAUUAUGUAUUAUAUAUCUAAGAAAUAAAACUUAACAUUUGUACUUGUAAAAAUGCUAUAUCAGGCAUGUCAGGAAUGCCGUUCAAGGUGCAACUAUCAGAUAGCAUUAGGCUUAGUCGUGUUAGUGUUGAAAUAAAGGUAGCGAUUGCACACUUAGGAAUGUGAGAUGCGACUUUGCGCUUCGAGUGUGAUAUAAUUGGUAAUAAUAUUCGAGGUUAGAGAGCAGAUUGAAGUUAUGCAAACCUGAUUAUAUAAAAAGUGGCUCAAUUUUCCGAAAGAAAUGUCUAUUCAAAAUCUUGCUUACAGGAUGUGGAAAAUAAUUAUAUCGAUUUGACUGUAGUCCCGGGUAAAUGGUUAUUUGAAUUUUGCUAGAACCACAAAAUGCAAAAUGAGUGAAUAAAAUGUACUCUUGAGUAUUUUAAACAUCAUGUAAAGUUAUUUGUGUACAAUAUGUUUCGAAAAAUAAACACUUCUUAUAUUAAGCACUUCA
This is a messenger RNA of Lytechinus pictus (painted urchin), 4136 nucleotides long. RefSeq names its product partner of bursicon-like. Gene Ontology annotation, cellular component: extracellular region; bursicon neuropeptide hormone complex. The coding region runs from base 907 to 1296 and encodes 129 amino acids. The transcript is spliced from 3 exons. Lineage: Eukaryota; Metazoa; Echinodermata; Echinoidea; Temnopleuroida; Toxopneustidae. The record is from RefSeq and is a predicted model, not a curated record. Gene Ontology annotation, molecular function: G protein-coupled receptor binding; neuropeptide hormone activity. Gene Ontology annotation, biological process: G protein-coupled receptor signaling pathway.